AGUUUUAACGACGAUCUCGUGAAAAAGCGGCGACGACUAUUCAGGUGUAGAUUAGAUACGAAAGUCGAUUAAUAGCGACAAAAUGGCGAGACUGGUAAAUAAACAGUUCAAUUCUCCGAUUGGUCUAUAUUCCCAACAGAACAUUCAGGAAGUAUUGGAUAGGGAAUCCCAUCUAUUAGAAAAUGGUGCAGUGGGCAUCGACUUCAACAAUCCAGACGUUGGAAAACCCAACAACUUAAAAAAUUCCGCUGUCUUGAGAAUGUUAGAGGAAGAGGAAAAUAGGCAACGAAACGGUUACGGACCAGGUAGCGACCGACUCUUAAAACCCCUCCGAGCCUGGCCCCCACCAGAGUACGAGCAAAAGAGCCAACUCAGGUCAACAUUUAAAGAUGUCGUAAUUCCAGGCGUCAAACGAGUAGCUUGGCCACCACCACACGAAACUGGACAAAACAGUCCAUACAUAGAGCAAAACCUAGUUCAGACACAAGGUGGACCUCAAUAUCCCUCUCAGGCUGCAGGCUACCAGAAUAACUACCAACAACCAAAGCCAGCUCCCUCUAACCAAGCCUUAUACCAACAACAACGCGCGCCAUUGAAACUAGACGUGUCUCAAGGCGGAUCUUCACCCUUGGCUUCUCCUCUAUCUAAUCAAAGCCCACACGGUUACAGAGCCCCAACUCCGAACAAGAAUUGGGCAUCUGUACAAUCUCCAGUGCAUACUCCUAACCAACCCUCCUGGAGACAAAGCAGCCCUUCUAGAUUCCAAGCUGCGCACCAACCUGUAUCCCAGCAACAGUUUCUUGGACAACAGUACUCUGGUCCUUCUCAACCAAAUUAUAGUCCAAAUCAAGGCUCCCAGCAAUAUCAGCCUUCUGUAAACCAAUAUCAACCUCAACAGCAAUAUCAACCACAACAAAACCAAUACCAACAGCCCCAGCAGCAAUACCAACAACCCCAGCAGCAAUACCAAGCUCCCCAACACCAAUACCAAGCUCCCCAACAACAAUAUCAACCUCCCCAAAACCAAUACCAAGCUCCUCAAAAUCAAUACCAACCUCCACAGAGUCAAAACCAAUUCUCUAGCUUCGCAGCUCAGGCUGUACCCUACCAAUAUCCUUCUGAACAACAAUAUCAAACUCAAUCUACUCAGCAAUAUCAAUAUUCUCAACAAUAUCAAUCUUCCGAACAGAAUUACCAGUCUCAACCUCAGGGUUAUCAGUCCGUUCCACAAUCUUCUCAAGUGCAUAGUGUUCCAAUACAGGUACAAAGACAAGCUUCAAAACCUGUGGAACUUCCCCCAUCUACCAUCACUCUCCGUCCUCAGGCUCCAGUGAGCCAGGCUCCACCACCAGUUUACACUUCUCAACCAGCCACGGCGACCCUUAAAGUUAAAGUCAAUCCGAAAAAUUUACGAGGAGACCUAAAAUGGCCUCCGGAAGAUGUAAAGCGAAAGAUGUACGAAGAAGCUGAAAACCUUAAUACUAGUAAUAGUUUCCUUUCUAUUCAAGGUGGAAAAAAUCUCCGCGGAGAUAUGAAAUGGCCCCCAGAAAACGUCAAGGUUCAAGCCGAAGAAGAGAACAGGCUACGUCUUGAAUUAGCCAAAGGACCUGUUUGUAGGCCACGUAAAGUGCAAAGGGAUUACACCGCGUUCUUUGAUCAGCAUGCUCUAAAUUCCACCUAUCCCGGGUACAAAAUCCCUCCAGGUACCCAGUUUUAUAGGGCUGAAUAAAAUGUAUUUUAGGUCUUUUGUUAUUUUCUAAUUUAAUAUGCUUAUUUGUAAGUCUCAUUUGUUAUUAACACAUGGUCUGUAUAAGAUUAACUAUCUCAUAAUUUGAAGAGGAUGCAUUAUCUUUAAAUGUGCAUUUACAGAAAAUACGAAAACCUUCUCACAGGAAGGCACAUUUAAAGAUAAUAUUAAUUUAAUUAAGAUUUUUCUUAUGCAGAAGCUAUGUAAAUAAAUAUAAGCCGCUACGUUUGUGAUAAUAACAACCUGAUGUACCUACUUACUUGAUUAAAAAUUAAAAAAAUUCGCUUUUUACCAAAAUGAUAUAGUACAUGAACAGCAGAACCAUACAAACUUUAUUGUCUGUUAAAAAAGAAUUUCAGUUCCGAUUCUAAUAGAAAGAAAAAAUGCUGUGUCUAUAAUUUGUCAAUUGUCAAUUGUUAUGUGUCAUAUGUCACUUGUUUUGUGCCACAUCCAUUCAUAGUUCUCUGUUCAUGUACUAGACAAUUAUAGGUACAAAAGGUACUAAGCUGAACUGAUUUUUGAGCAAAUAACUAAAUGUAUUAUACUGAAAUGUAUUUUGCAAUUGUAUAAAGAUAAUAAAAAUAUGUAAAAAAAAUUCGAUUUUAACCUGCCGCUUACCGAACCCUAAAAUUGGUCGACACGACUGCUUGCUAUUGAUUGCAGCAACUACUAUGUACAUUAUUAUAUAAUAACUAGGUUUUAAUUACUUAUAAUGUAUAAAAAUAUUAUUUGUACUGUGUACGGCAGCAAAAAUGUUAAAUAAAGGCAGAGCCUG
This is a messenger RNA of Diabrotica balteata, 2522 nucleotides long. Lineage: Eukaryota; Metazoa; Arthropoda; Insecta; Coleoptera; Chrysomelidae. The record is from the annotation of a GenBank genome assembly.